Messenger RNA from Marchantia polymorpha subsp. ruderalis, 2290 nucleotides. Lineage: Eukaryota; Viridiplantae; Streptophyta; Marchantiopsida; Marchantiales; Marchantiaceae. The record is from the annotation of a GenBank genome assembly.
UUCGGAGACAUGGAGCGUUUGCAUGCUCAGUGAAGUUGUUGGAUCAGAGAAUGUCUAGAAGGCAGCUUGUGGCCAGCAGUCGCUAAGCUUACAAUCAAUCCUUUCGUGGUUGUGGAAAUCGCGGGGUGCAAGGCACUUUACUAAGCCCUCGUUUGCAACAUGUACAUGCUCUAGACACGCGCACACAAAUUCGCAAUUCUGCACGGCGAAGAGCAAACUGCUUCUCAAAACACGAAAGGCUGACGAAGAUUCGGAGAUUCUGAACAUGGUGGAGCAAAUGGCGCCGUCGUACUCAGAGAAGGAGAAUCAGAAUUCCUUCCAGGGAUCUGAUACGCACCAGGCAAUGGUGAAAACGGCUUACGAGUCGAUUUCCAGCAGCUACAUUAUGCAGCUCGGUUGUGUCAUCGUGCUUCUGGUGCUCUGCGUCUGCUUCUACAGGUUGAAGCAGAAUGCUCGUCUGGGGCCGAGAUAUUGGCCCUUUCUGGGCAGCGUCUGCGACAUCUCGGCGCAUUACUGUCAUCUACACGAUUGGCUCUUGGGGUUCUUCCUCUCCUCCAAAACCAUUCACGUCCGCAUGCCCUGGGGCCGCGUUUACUACUGCACCGUGGAUCCAGUCAAUGUCCAGUACUUGCUCCAAACGAACUCCGUCAACUUCCGCAAGGGCAAAGGCUUCUUCAAGCGCAUGGAAGUAUUGUUGGGCCAGAAAGAGCUUCAUGAGUCAUGGGUUAUGAGGAAUUGGGUGGCCUCGGAGUUCUGCAAACCUUCAGUCUGCGACCUCACUGCUGCUGUAAUGAAGAAGAAAACUUGUACCAUCGCUCGGCUGCUGGCUGAAGUAGCUGGAGAAGGCACCACCGUGGACAUCCAAGAUCUGAUUCAAAGGGCGACAUUGGAUGCGAUCGGAAAAGUGGCGUUUGGAGUAGACUUUGCCUCUCUGCCAUCUGCUCUUCCAAAGCCAUGGCCACACAUCGCGUUCGCUUCGUCUUUGGACUUGGCCACCACCAUCGCCGUCAAGCGCUUCAGUGAUCCUUUCUGGGAGCUCAAGCGGUACAUGAACAUAGGUCCCGAGCGGAUGCUACCGGAGCAAAUGCAGGUAGUGGAUGGGUUUACCUUUAGCCUGAUUGCUGACAGAAAAGCCGAGCUCAAGCAUCUCCAUGGGCAAGUCUACGAUCUGGCUCAAGCUUACCUGGCUCACGCCGAAGGAACCCCGUAUGCGAAUGAUCUCGUUUCCAAAUUUCUCAACCUCACGAUGAGAGACGACCAAGCAGACAACCACCAGACGGACGAGUUACUGCGGCACAUCGUCAUCAACUUCGUGAUCGCCAGUCGGGAUGCUAUUGGGGUGACACUCACGUGGCUUGUCUACGAGCUGAGUAUGCACUCGGAUGCGUCUCACAGACUGUACUUAGAGCUCCGAGACUAUGAGAGCCGGAGACAAUUCGAAUGUGAAUGUUCGGUGGAGCAGUAUUGGGAUGUCGAGCUGCAAGACGAAGACUACGUUCGCAUGAUGGACACACGAAUUCGUGAAUUUGCUGCCCUGAUCACCUCCGAGUCUCUGGACGAGCUGCCUUUCUUGCAUGCUUGCCUUCAGGAGACUCUUCGGCUUCAUCCAGCGGUGCCUCUUGACCCCAGGGAUAUAGAAGAAGACGACACACUUCCAGCAGGAGAAGUCUUCGUAAGCAGCAAGAAAGGGAACGUAGUCUUCAUUGCACCAUAUUCUAUGGCUCGAAUGACGUCUAUCUGGGGUCCGGAUGCUGUACAGUUCAAUCCAGAUCGUUGGCUGCAGAGUGGCAAACUGGAGCCAGCAUCUGACAGCAAGUUCGUGACGUUUCAGGCUGGUCUUUACACUGGCGCUGUGAAAGAUUUGACUUACCAGAGUUGCAAGGUAACAGCAGCUAUUCUGGUUCGGUUUUUCGAAUUUAUCCGCGCGUGUCCCGUCAAUCGUCCUCCCGAAUAUCGUAUGACGUCCACCUUGGUGAUGGAGAGCGGUCUUCAAAUGUAUCCUCGUUUGAAGGACAAACUGGGAGCUACUAUUUAGUAUAUUUAGUAGCGAUAUUAGUUGUGAGGAUAUUCAUUCCAGUUUAGAUGGAUUUGAACGACCAAAUGGGAGGUACAAUGCCACAAUGAAGAAUGUAUGGGAUCUUUUGUGUUUUAUGGUGGGGUGAGCUUAACGAAAAUCACUAUUCCGUAUUGGUUGGUCAUCAAUCUUGGUUCGCACUUUCACUAUCUCCAGCAUACUUCCGUCCGGAAGUUCACAUAUUGCACACUUCGUGUGUAUCCACUCUGAUCUCUG